This is a messenger RNA of Leptonychotes weddellii (Weddell seal), 2334 nucleotides long. NCBI's taxonomy places the organism in Eukaryota, Metazoa, Chordata, Mammalia, Carnivora, Phocidae. The record is from RefSeq and is a predicted model, not a curated record.
CAGCUGACUUCGCAAAAUAUCGAAAUCAAGCUAGUGAGUGAUGUGACCGCAGACUCAAAGGAGCGGAGGUGACCUACAUGAACAUGACCGCCUACAACAAGGGCCGGCUGCAGUCCUCCUUCUGGAUCGUGGACAAGCAGCAUGUCUACAUCGGCAGUGCUGGCUUGGACUGGCAAUCCCUGGGACAGAUGAAAGAGCUCGGUGUCAUCUUCUACAACUGCAGCUGCCUGGUCCUGGACUUACAAAGGAUAUUCGCUCUGUACAGCUCAUUAAAAUUCAAGAACAGAGUGCCUCAGACCUGGUCCAAGAGGCUCUAUGGCGUCUACGACAACGAGAAGAAAUUGCAGCUUCAGUUGAACGAAACCAAAUCUCAAGCCUUUGUGUCGAAUUCUCCCAAACUCUUUUGCCCUAAAAACAGAAGCUUCGAUAUCGACGCUAUCUAUAGUGUGAUAGAUGAUGCCAAACAAUACGUAUACAUCGCUGUCACGGACUACCUGCCUAUCUCCAGCACAAGCACCAAAAGGACUUACUGGCCAGACUUGGAUGGGAAAAUAAGAGAAGCAUUAGUUUUGCGAAGCGUUAAAGUUCGACUCCUUAUAAGCUUCUGGAAGGAAACUGACCCCCUUACAUUUAACUUUAUUUCAUCUCUUAAAGCUAUUUGCACUGAAAUAGCCAACUGCAGUUUGAAAGUUAAAUUUUUUGAUCUGGAAAGAGAGAAUGUGUGUGCUACAAAAGAACAAAAGGAUCACACCUUUCCUAAAUUAAAUCGCAACAAGUACAUGGUGACAGACGGCGCGGCUUAUAUUGGCAAUUUUGACUGGGUAGGGAACGAUUUUACCCAGAAUGCUGGCACAGGCCUUGUUAUCAACCAAGCAGAUGUGAGGAACAACAGGAGCAUCAUCAAGCAGCUGAAGGAUGUGUUUGAGAGGGACUGGUACUCACCCUAUGCCAGGACCUUGCAGCCGACCAAACAGCCGAACUGCUCCAACCUGUUCAGACUCAAACCCCCCAGCAACCAAACUGCCAUGUCCAGCACCAGCUCGAAGGACCCCGCCAGUGCAUAACGUGAAGGAAAGAACUAACAGGACAGCUCAUCUUUCCUACUUCUAUAUAAAGGACUUGAGGAGAGAAAAAAAAAACAAUUUAAUAUAUCUUUUUUUAGGGAAAAAGCACACUUCCACAAAAAUAUUCUCCGACCGCCAUGUAAUAUCUUAUCCAACAAUAUCUUAGCGGCGUGUACAUGAAGUUUAGGACUUUUGUAUUUGUUACUCCUGACAGAGAAUGUCAUUUCAGCUUGGAGGUUAGUUUUUACGUUUGCAUACAGAUUUUAAGACUUCCUAGUUUUAGAACUUUUUCUGCCGACCCACCUGGUCGGUUCUUACGAAGCUUAGCAUGAGGUAAACGCUUUCACACUCUUCUGAGAGCUGCUUCUUAGAGAGGUGAGUGAGGCUUUCACCGCAGCCAAGGGACUGAUCAAGCCAAGUAUUGACCCCAUAAACUGUCUCCAAGACCCGUGCAGUCAUCCAAACAUGAACAGCUGACAUCUCAUGCCAGGCUCUUGAAAACCACUCUUUCGCCUCCUUGUUCAUUUUCUUCGAAUACCGUACCUUUCACUUGGUACCAUUUUUUCCUCUUCUCAGAGAAUGUUCUUCUUAGCAUCAGCAUCCCUCUGUUCACCUCCAUGCUAGUUCCAAGUAUGGCAACCUCUUUUGAAAAUGUAUGAAUUCCCUCAGAAUGGUACCAAAUGGGAAUAGCAGUCUUUAAUUUUCACCUUUCAACUGCAUUUUCCCCUCAAAUUAAUAGUUUAAAACCACAGCCAGCAAUAUGUAUCUUUUCUCUCAAGCUCAGAAAAAUUAGGUAGCUACCUGCGAAUAUCCAGCAAGCGAUUAGAUCUGCAUUAUGAGAAUAAAGUAGUUUUUCACAUUUUUUUUUGUUUAGCUUAUGGUAUUAUAAAGGAAAGAUCUCUAUGCAUCUGUGGAUUUUAAUUUCUUUAGAAUCAUUCAUUAUGCUGUUAAGAGUAUGCCAGCAAAACUUUAUAGAGCUAUUUAAUAUACCAAAUGCUUUUCAGAGAAAUGCAAUUUAAAUACUGUGCUUCACAUAUUUUACUAAGAAACAAAAAUAUUGGAUUAUUGUUCUAUAAUGUGUGUUGCGUUUUAUAUCUAUACAAUAUAUAACCCUAUAUUAAUGAAGACCAUUGCCACCCUAGAGACAGGCAUGGCCCUUUUAGAGCCCAGAGCAGGUGGCCACCAGGAUGCCAGUCUCAAGGUCACUCCUGACCCCCUCGGGCCUGGAUCAGAAUCCUGCACUCCUUGGCCUUGGGUUUCUAUUGGUAAC